Molecule: messenger RNA, 1549 nt
Organism: Megachile rotundata (alfalfa leafcutting bee)
Lineage: Eukaryota; Metazoa; Arthropoda; Insecta; Hymenoptera; Megachilidae
Source: RefSeq, a predicted model, not a curated record
ACCAUGGGCACCCUUAUCUGUUGCACUCUGCUUGACCAAUUCCCUCCGGUGCUGCUGGUAUACUACGUAUACUCCGCACGAAAGCGUGUAUAUCGUACUUGUGGAUGUCUGAAGACAGGCAGGAACGAUCUGAACCUUCGUGCGGGUCCAACCAACUGGUCAAUUGGCAGAUUGACCUGUUCUUACUAUCCUCGUAAACUUUCAUUCAUGCAUUCGCACGUGCCGUUUCAACUGGCUGACGCUGUCUUUCAGAUGCAUUGGGCAGGCGAAUUCAGAACAGCUUGUUAUGAAACGACAGCGAUCUGUGGCACGUUAGUUCCAACCUCAAUGGCGGUUACAGGUUACCUAGGGCUUCCUGCGGAAAUGGCCAAUAUACUCCUCCGACCUCCGACUCACUCAGUCACUCGCUCACUCGGAUCACUCCUGUUUGGUGUACCCUGUACCCAUAUGAUCGCCCUGUCGCUCGACACGUACUCGUUACGGGUCAUCAUCGUGAUCUAUGCGCCUACAACAAACGCUACAUCCUUAAUCUAACCUGCUAAUCCUACGCUCGUGCUGAGCGAGAAAGUUAUUCCUCUGGUCCAUCUUCUCUGCAUCGUCCGAUAAAUUUCAAAUCUUAGUUCAAUGUUUCACUUUCUUUUUUCACUUGUAUGAUGAUGAACACUUCUAGGUUAACACCUCGGUAUUGGCAUCCUAAUUGAGGAACUCGUUGUGACUUUUUCAAUGAAGGAACAGAAGCUCUUGCAUGUGGACAUAUUCGAUGACCGACAAAUUCUGUAUUGUUAAUUUGAUGUUCAACAUUUUCUUUCUUCAGCUACGAUGUUGCCAAUCCUAUAAUGUCUAUAUUAAUGUCAUAAUAUAUUACUUAUUGCUAUCAUUGCAUACGGGAGACGUUCAGAAAAUGUAUGGGUUUAGAAGUUUAAUGUUUAAAAAUCCAAAAGUUACAAGUGAAAACCUAUGGCCAACAUACUUGUCUCCAACAUACUUGUCUCCAAAACUUGUCUCCAAUAUACUUGUCUCCUAAUCUCAUCACAAAGUGUCCAUUACAUAAAAUUGUACAGGUCCAACGUAAACGAGUUAUCCACCCGCACCCCGCAUGAUCCUCAAGCAGACUAACCGGCGUUACGAUUGACGCGGAGCGCAUUCCUCUUCUUUGAUACACUUUAUUGGCCUAAUAGAGCCGAAUUGUUGCCGUAUCGUGUAAAGCGUGGUAAGCUCUAGACGUCUUACACGAAAUGGUUCUUCUUUUGUAAGACAAUUACGUUGUAUGCAAAACAAACGUCCAUCGGUGAGGCACGUGUGAAUUGGGUCGCACUUGAUACACAUUGGGAAACAUUGCUCUCAUAAUCGGGUUGUUAAUAAAUGUGUUGCUUUCAACGGGUCAAAGCAAUUAUCUUCCCUCCAGAUUUAUUGCUUUAUUAGAGAAUUAUGUGUAUCUAUUUCGAGCGUGCCUCGUUUGCUGUAAUAUCGCCUAUUAUAUGUAUCGUGCAUUACAAGAAUAUGCGUAGGUGAAUAGUAAAUUAUUAGAAGAAGAAUUUACAAAUAUUAA